This is a messenger RNA of Phaethon lepturus (White-tailed tropicbird), 558 nucleotides long. Its product is annotated as eyes absent homolog 1. Gene Ontology annotation, molecular function: protein tyrosine phosphatase activity. Gene Ontology annotation, cellular component: nucleus. Gene Ontology annotation, biological process: negative regulation of extrinsic apoptotic signaling pathway in absence of ligand; multicellular organism development; cell differentiation. The transcript has 5 exons. The annotation marks the transcript as partial. NCBI's taxonomy places the organism in Eukaryota, Metazoa, Chordata, Aves, Phaethontiformes, Phaethontidae. The record is from RefSeq and is a predicted model, not a curated record.
GAAUGCGACCAGGUUCACAUUGACGACGUGUCUUCAGACGACAACGGUCAAGAUUUAAGCACCUAUAACUUCGGAACAGACGGCUUUCCUGCGGCUGCCACCAGUGCGAAUUUGUGCCUCGCAACAGGGGUGCGCGGAGGAGUGGACUGGAUGCGAAAAUUGGCUUUCCGCUACAGACGAGUAAAAGAAAUAUACAAUACCUACAAAAAUAAUGUCGGAGGUCUUCUUGGUCCAGCAAAAAGAGAGGCUUGGUUACAACUAAGAGCAGAAAUCGAAGCUUUGACGGAUUCUUGGUUAACACUUGCACUGAAAGCGCUCACCCUUAUUCAUUCGAGGACAAACUGUGUGAACAUUCUCGUAACAACUACUCAGCUAAUUCCAGCUCUGGCAAAAGUCUUGCUGUAUGGACUAGGCGUUGUAUUUCCCAUAGAGAAUAUUUACAGUGCAACUAAAAUAGGAAAGGAAAGUUGUUUUGAGCGAAUAAUUCAAAGAUUUGGAAGAAAAGUAGUAUAUGUUGUUAUAGGGGAUGGUGUUGAAGAAGAACAAGGCGCAAAAAAG